Molecule: messenger RNA, 650 nt
Organism: Mycetomoellerius zeteki
Lineage: Eukaryota; Metazoa; Arthropoda; Insecta; Hymenoptera; Formicidae
Product: nuclear nucleic acid-binding protein C1D
Exons: 4
Coding region: 189-623 (144 amino acids)
Biological process (GO): regulation of gene expression; maturation of 5.8S rRNA
Cellular component (GO): exosome (RNase complex); nucleolus
Molecular function (GO): RNA binding; DNA binding
Source: RefSeq, a predicted model, not a curated record
UUAUUUUAGGUUAUGUUGAGUUAGAAGGCAAGAGAAAAGGUUAAAGGAGAGUGGCAAAUAAAAGUCAGCAGAGAGAGAUAAAACGAAGAUAGUGAGAUUGGAAUAAAAAUUGAGGUUAUGUAACUGUAGUGAAACGAAAGGACAAAGCAUUACUUGUCACUUGAAAAAUAAUUUGAUUGACUUAAGAAAUGGAUGCUGAUUUUGAAGAACUUUCGCACGACGCGAACAUAAUUACUAGACUGAAGCAGUUCAGUGAAGCAGCCUUCAAAAUCCAGGAUAUGGCAGAAUUGAUUAGCGAUCCUUCGCUACUCGAUAAACUUUCCAAUACAGAUAAAAUUAAAUAUAACUUGUUGUUAUCUUAUAGUCUUAAUAGUCUAUUUUGGAUGUACUUGAAAGCCGAAGGAAUCGAUCCGUCGAAGCAUCGAAUUAGAUCAGAAAAUGAGAGAUUGAAAAAAGCGAUGAUACGAGCGAAACAAAUCAAUGAUAAAAAUACACUUAUGCCACGUGUCGACACAAAUGCUGCUAAGAGAUUUGUGAGGAACAGUUUAUGGGAACCGAAACAAAAAAAGCACAAGAGCAUGGAAAAGAAAAUUGACAAGUCUGAGGAAUCACCACCUACAUAAAUAUCACAAGUUCUCUAUUAUUUAUAC